CCUCACUAAAAACCGAAUUUCAGGUCAGGAGCUACACUUUCCCAAAAAGAUAUAUASAUAGAUUGAAAGAUAUUUCCCUUGGGGGCCCCCUAAACUGAGAUGCAUUUAAUUGGUGAACGAGAAAUAUUAUCAGAGAAAUGUCUCUUUUACAGGCAACAACCCUCACCCAUGUCUCAACAAUCUCAGUAUCUUUCAUCAAAUUGCUCGCUUCUCAAGUACCCAAUCCUUUUUAAAGUUUUGAUGAGCCUCUUUCACCUCACUCCUUCCUAUCCUAUAUCUGUUCUUCUGAAAUAAAGCAUCAAAGACUGAUGGCUUCAUCGAGAAACAAUGCAAAUGGGCUUAGUACUGCUUUGCUAAUUCUCAUCCUAUUUGCCACUUUUCUAUCCUCCGAACCAGCUGAGUUAGAGUUCUCAAGCUAUGAUGAGAGCUUGAAGCAAAGAAAACUGGUGUUGGGUUCAAGACCUCCACGCUGUGUUAACAAAUGCCUGAGCUGUAGGCCUUGCAUGGCUACUCUGGUUAUCCCUCCUCACCAAAGAAGGGAUUUCAGGACAUCAUCUCAAGAAGAAAAUGGCAGCUAUUAUCUGCUCUCAUGGAAAUGCAGAUGUGGAAAUAAGCUCUUUAAGCCCUGAUAUCUAUGCAGUCGUUAUGUGAUGUCUAUAUUGCUAAUUAGUAUAGAUACUGGAAAAAUUUUUCCAUUUUUAGGACUCUCUCUCUCUUUCUUCUUCUUCUUCUUCUUCUUCUUCUUCUCUGGUACGUGUAUGAAACAAGGUACAUUUUGUUUUGAAUGGUUCCAAUCCAUUGGAUGGGGAGAUCUUGGUUCAUAUCUAUUGUUUUCUUCUAUUUGAAGACAUUGAACUGAAAUUUUCUUUAAUGUAAUUUAAACAAAUUAAUUGCU
Messenger RNA from Nelumbo nucifera (sacred lotus), 895 nucleotides. Its product is annotated as EPIDERMAL PATTERNING FACTOR-like protein 8. NCBI's taxonomy places the organism in Eukaryota, Viridiplantae, Streptophyta, Magnoliopsida, Proteales, Nelumbonaceae. Gene Ontology annotation, biological process: stomatal complex development; guard cell differentiation. The record is from RefSeq and is a predicted model, not a curated record.